UCUGCAACUCUCUCUCUCUCUCUCUCUCUCUCUGAGUCAUCCCCAAAUGUAUUAGAAAAAACACCUUCAUUCCAUCUCCACUAACUUCUAGAAUCAUCAUCAUCCGUUCCAAUGGCUUCAUCCAACAAUCUGGCGAUGCUGGAACCAUGGAUGUUCAGAUCAAACACCGUCGCAGAUUCAUGGUACCCCGACUCUUUCGCCAGAGAAACUGAAUCCGCCCUAACCAAAGCCCUACAGCAAUCCUUUUUCCCCAACCACCCGGUGGUGAAGCAGAGUGAUACAGCCUCCGCCUCCAACGUCACCGCCAGUGGCUCCGCUUCUGAACCUGAAACCCCCGGAUCCAGGCGCCGCCUCGGCGUAACAAUCGCUAAACCGGUCAAGCGCAAGUCACGUGCUUCCAAGCGAUCUAUGACCACGUUUAUUCAAGCCGACCCCUCCAACUUCAGGCAGAUGGUGCAGCAGGUCACCGGAGUCAAGUUACAAGACUUGCCGGUUGUGAAACCGGAAUUCCUGAGACAGCCGUUUAUUAACAAGUUGCAAGGGCUGCUGCCAACGUUAGACACAUCUGCUUACUUGCUUCACCAUCAGAACAACAACAACAACAAUACACACCGGAUUCCGGUUUCCGUGAAUCAUUUGACGGAAGACGGAACUGGUUUUUACUCUUUCUCUAGCUUCCCUACUCUUGAAUCAUCCUUCUAACUGUUUCUGUUAUAUGGAAAUCCUUUUUUUUCAGAGAUGUAAUAUGCAAAUCCAGGACACCAUGCUUUAAAACUUGUACGUUAUGCAUUAGUGGUUGUGUAUUAGAUUGUACCGGUUUUUAUAAUCAAGAAAAUCUUUACUGACAUUUCAA
Helianthus annuus (common sunflower) is the source of this 853-nucleotide messenger RNA. RefSeq names its product calmodulin-binding protein 25. Gene Ontology annotation, biological process: response to osmotic stress. The transcript has a single exon. Gene Ontology annotation, cellular component: nucleus. The coding region runs from base 112 to 702 and encodes 196 amino acids. NCBI's taxonomy places the organism in Eukaryota, Viridiplantae, Streptophyta, Magnoliopsida, Asterales, Asteraceae. The record is from RefSeq and is a predicted model, not a curated record. Gene Ontology annotation, molecular function: calmodulin binding.